AUGCAGGGUUUUAAAAUUGAUUUCCCGACGGUGGAGAAGGAGGAGGAGAAGCGGCAAGAUAGGAUGAUGAUGAUGAUGACGACAGAUGCAAAAGUGUUUGUCGAUGAUGAAGAACAUGAGACCGUUUAUUCUCUCUCCUCCCCUUCUCUUUCUCUCUCUCUACGAAGAAACACUCUCAUCCCUGCCGGCGUGUGUCUGAUCGCAGAUCUAUCAGUAAUUGUGUUAUUUUGUCAUUCUGAUUUCGUGCUUGGAUCUUCAAACGCUAUUGUAGAUUCUCCUCCCAAUUACUAA
Molecule: messenger RNA, 291 nt
Organism: Lactuca virosa
Lineage: Eukaryota; Viridiplantae; Streptophyta; Magnoliopsida; Asterales; Asteraceae
Source: the annotation of a GenBank genome assembly